This is a messenger RNA of Saccostrea cuccullata (small rock oyster), 2175 nucleotides long. RefSeq lists its product as uncharacterized. Gene Ontology annotation, cellular component: membrane. Gene Ontology annotation, molecular function: G protein-coupled receptor activity. The record is from RefSeq and is a predicted model, not a curated record. Gene Ontology annotation, biological process: cell surface receptor signaling pathway; G protein-coupled receptor signaling pathway. Lineage: Eukaryota; Metazoa; Mollusca; Bivalvia; Ostreida; Ostreidae. Bases 1 to 2175 code for a protein of 724 amino acids. The transcript has 4 exons.
AUGUCGGCCAUACAAGGGAACACUUCUACAGAACAAGGAACGGAACUGGAGUCGUCACCUUCGGCAGACAUGAUAAACUUACCUAAUGUUAAAUAUGCAUGCUUACCGACAACAUUUAAUGAAUCUUCGAGUUUUGAUCCAACAUUUCAACAUCACAAUGACAUCCACUAUUAUGUCAACAUAACCAGUCUAGUUUACACGAGCUUUGCUUUGACCAGGAAUGGUCACCUGAUGAAUUAUCUAGAGGAAAGCUCUUGUGAGGUGGGUUUCGAGCCACCCAUUGAUGCAGGAAAGUGUAGCGACGUGUGCAGCGCGAAAAUAUCUUCAUGUAACGUGUCUGGUACGUGGAAUACUUAUAACGAGGAUGUAUCAGUUGCAUGUGAAAACACAGAUGUCUUAACUUUUCCACCAGUUAAGUUUAACUCAAUUGUUUAUAAAAACAGAUUCUGUCUGAUCUGUAACCCCACUGAAACACAUCUUGCUGAAACAGAUCAGUCCUGCACGCUGCAAGAAAAUUCAAAUCUGACCAAGGCUUGUCUGCAGUUUCCUAAUGUCCAUAUUUGUGCAGGAUACAAAAACAUUUUUUGUAAAAUGUGUAAUGACAUCAACGCUUCUAACUGUAUUGAUGUUUUUUACAAAGAGGUCAUUCCUUCAACUACUACGCCAUGGCCCACAAUUCCCCCAUAUACCUGGUCAUACAGAACUUACUUCUCUAUAUCUUCAUAUGAACAAUCAGGUAUCCUGCCUGUUGAAGACAUUUACAGCAAUUGUUUGCCAAACCAGAUUUAUGAUAGCAGUCAGAAAACAUGCAAAAAUCUGACCUGCUUUCCUGGAAAGACACAAAUGAACGACACUUGUGUAGCCUUACUAGCAUCCACUCAGAACUUACGAUACACUCUUCCAAAAGUUAUCCGGAAUGAUCUAGAGAUAAAACUGAUAGAAUUCACUCAAUUGUCCACAAAUUGGACUCUUGUGGACGACAUUGUAGUUAAUGUAGAACUUUCUAGAAGUGAGAAAGCUCUCAGCUUGCCAUAUUUAGUCUGGAAAGUUCACAAAUCACAGUGUAUUGUUUUAUCUGACAAAAAGAAAUGCGGUUCUGGCAUGUUCAAAAAUGCUUUAGUUAGCCCUCUUUUGAGAUGCAAACAAGUUGAAUUGAAAGGCAACGAAUUUGGGGUUCACUGGACAAAACUUCGAUCCACGUUUUCAUACCUAGGGUUGUCUCUAUCUUCUUAUCACUUCGCGGCCGAUGCUACUGUUCAAUAUCGGGUAUGUGCCUCUGAUAUUUCUAUCUACAAAGAGAAAUUGAAAGAAAUGGGUUUUAUUGAUGAAGGCCUUCCCUUGUCUUUGCUUACACUAAGUUGUGUAUGCAUAUCUCUGUUGUUCUUGGUGUUAGCGUUUACAACAUAUUGUCUAUUUCCAAGCCUUAGGACACUUCCUGGAAUUAACAAUAUGAUCUUGAUGAUUUUUCUGUUUCUAGCACAGAUGUUGCUGAUUGUCAGACCAUUUUUUCGUUCUACAGGUAUGGUUGUAUUGUCGGCUUUGUCCCAUAUAUCAUGGCUCUUGUUGUUUUUCUGGCUUCAGGUUUGCUCUUUUCACAUGUUCCGAGUCUUCAGGCAAGAUCGUCGUACCGAGAAUUCAGGGAGCUAUAUCAGAAAAACAAUAACUAAGUAUGUCUCGUAUGCUUUCGGUAGUUCCUCAUUUAUUGUUUCUUGCAAUUUAAUUAUAUCUUUGAUAGAGUCGAACGGCAAAAACACUGGCUACGAUAACGCGUCGUCUUUAAUGACGCACAAAAUUUCCUUCAUCGUGACGCUUAUAUUGCCGUUAACUUUGAUCUGCUUGACAAAUAUAAUGUUUUAUAUUCUGACGUCAUAUAAAAUAUACUCCUCACCAGACAUUGAAAGCACAUCCAGAAAUAGAAUUCAAUUUACUGUUUAUGUAAAAUUGUUUUCUUUGACUGGACUGUCAUGGCUCUUACAGAUUGUAGAUACAUUUAUUGAAGUUUCCAUCUUGUCGUAUUUUGUGGCAAUUCUCAAUGGCUUGCAAGGGUUCUUUAUAUUUCUCAGUUACGUAUGCAACAAAAGAGUAUGGAAUUUGUACAAGAAAGCUUUUGGAAGUUCUUUUAUUGAUCAGUCUAAAACCUCUUCGGGUAGAGUUACUUAUUCAAAUGAAAACUAA